AUGGUUCUUCAAACGCUGAGGGAGCAUCAGUUGUAUGCUAAGUUCUGUAAGUGUGAGUUAUGGCUAAAGAGUAUAUCCUUUUUCGGACACGUAGUGUCAGAGAAUGAAAUAGAAGUAGAUCCCAAGAAGGUUAAAGUUGUGGUAGAUUGGCUGAAGCCAACUAAAGUGACUGAGAUCAAGAGUUUUGUAGGUUUAGCUAGCUACCAUAAGAGAUUUAUACCUAAUUUCUCUAAGAUAAUUACUCCAAUGACUAGGUUAACUCAGAAGAAUAAGAAGUUUAAAUGGAGUGAUCUAUGUGAGGAGAGCUUACAGAAGCUUAAGGAAUGUCUCAUUUCAGCACCAGUGCUAGCUUUGCCUAUGGGCAAUGAAGAUUUCAAAGUUUAUUACAAUGCCUUCAGAGUGGGUUUGGGAUGUGUUCUUAUGUAG
Molecule: messenger RNA, 426 nt
Organism: Hevea brasiliensis (rubber tree)
Lineage: Eukaryota; Viridiplantae; Streptophyta; Magnoliopsida; Malpighiales; Euphorbiaceae
Exons: 1
Coding region: 1-426 (141 amino acids)
Source: RefSeq, a predicted model, not a curated record